Gekko japonicus is the source of this 994-nucleotide messenger RNA. RefSeq names its product GPI ethanolamine phosphate transferase 1-like. The annotation marks the transcript as partial. The record is from RefSeq and is a predicted model, not a curated record. Gene Ontology annotation, cellular component: endoplasmic reticulum membrane. Gene Ontology annotation, molecular function: mannose-ethanolamine phosphotransferase activity. NCBI's taxonomy places the organism in Eukaryota, Metazoa, Chordata, Lepidosauria, Squamata, Gekkonidae. The transcript has 8 exons. Gene Ontology annotation, biological process: GPI anchor biosynthetic process.
UUUUCUCUGAUGACAGCCCGUCGCCAUGAAUAUGCCAAUCUUCAUAGUUGCUGGCCUCCUGGUGCACUGUGUGUUCCUGAUCUCUAUUUUCGACAUUUACUUCACUUCUCCUUUGGUUCAUGGCAUGACUCCUCAUCAGACAACGCUGCCACCACCCGCACGGCGCUUAGUACUUUUUGUCGCCGACGGCCUACGUGCAGAUUCCCUCUACGAACUGGAUAACAACGGCACUUCUAUGGCUCCUUACCUAAGGAAUGUCAUAACAUCCAAAGGCAGCUGGGGAGUAUCUCAUACUCGCGUCCCAACAGAAUCUAGACCGGGGCAUGUCGCUCUCAUAGCGGGAUUUUAUGAAGAUGUCAGUGCUGUUGCCAGAGGAUGGAAAGAAAACCCAGUGGAAUUUGAUUCACUUUUCAAUGAAAGUAAAUACACUUGGAGUUGGGGCAGCCCUGAUAUUCUCCCUAUGUUUGCAAAAGGUGCCAGCGGGGAUCACGUUUAUACCCAUUGUUAUAAAGCUGGAAGUGAAGAUUUUGGAGCAGAAGAUGCCACUGUGCUAGACACUUGGGUUUUUGACCACGUUAAGGAUUUUUUCAGCUCUGCUAGAAACAAUGAAACGCUAUUUUCUAAGCUGCACGAGCAGAAAAUUGUUUUCUUCCUGCAUUUAUUAGGGAUUGACACAAACGGGCAUGCUCAUAGACCUCAUUCAAGCGAGUACAAGGGUAACAUCAGGAAGGUUGACGAAGGCGUAAAAGAAAUUGUGUCGCUGGUUGAGGAUUUUUAUGGCAACGACGGCGACACCGUAUUUGUCCUGACCUCGGACCACGGGAUGACGGAUUGGGGAUCUCAUGGGGCUGGUCACCCCUCAGAGACUUUGACACCCUUAGUCGCCUGGGGCGCAGGAAUCCAAUCUCCGCAGCAAGUCUCUUCCCAGCAAUUCGAAGACAGUUUUUUAAAAGAGUGGAAACUGGAGACGUGGAAGCGGCAGGAUGUCAACCAG